AUGUCGACUUCCUUGGUCUGGAACAACCAAAAUGGGACCCUUACCAUCAAUCGCGACAAUUUGCGGGACUUUUACGCCCAAAGCGUGCAGAACUACAUCCCAAGCGUUUGUUUCCAGGUACAAGCCCACUGCGAUGUUCGUGAUAGGUUCAACGUCGCCAUGAGUGUCGACAUUCGCCCUGGCGGCCAACCCAAUCUAAGUGAGGUCGCGGGGGAAACAGUAUUGUCCUACAGUUAUAGCGAUCAGGACCAUGACGGGGCGGGCAUCAACGACAAUAUGGGCUCACUCACGAUCGGUACAAACUACAAUAUGAACAUCCAGUUCACCAACAUCAAUGGCAGUGCAUCUGUUGUUAUUACCCAGCAUUUGGUGAUCAACUAUGACAAGAAAAUGCACCUAACCCGGAGUAGCGGGAAUGCGGUUGACAAAACCAUUGUUGACACUUAUGCGCUCACUGUUGACGAAAGUGGCAACUUGAGCGUAAGCUUGGACCCCGUGAUCACGGACAAUUCGACUGUGCCUGAGGGGGGCUUUCAGGAUUCCUUUACUGGUUCCAAUGGGUUUAUCAGAGCACUUCGAAGUGGUGGCGACGCUCUUCGGGGAACUAGUGUACUUAACAUUCCUCUGUCGUUCCCAAACGGUCAAACCUCUACUCUCAGCAGUGUUCAAUUCUCAGAUAAUCAGGACCUAGUUGCUUCUGUGGCAUAG
Molecule: messenger RNA, 708 nt
Organism: Fusarium subglutinans
Lineage: Eukaryota; Fungi; Ascomycota; Sordariomycetes; Hypocreales; Nectriaceae
Exons: 1
Coding region: 1-708 (235 amino acids)
Source: RefSeq, a predicted model, not a curated record